This is a messenger RNA of Brassica napus (rape), 1108 nucleotides long. RefSeq names its product UDP-glycosyltransferase 73B3-like. The record is from RefSeq and is a predicted model, not a curated record. Lineage: Eukaryota; Viridiplantae; Streptophyta; Magnoliopsida; Brassicales; Brassicaceae. The coding region runs from base 94 to 978 and encodes 294 amino acids. The transcript has a single exon.
GAAUUACCUCCAACAAUUCAACACAACAAACAAACAUAACUUCUCUACGAGCUUUAGAAUCAUUUUCAUUUUCUUUUCGACCAAAGUCAAAACAUGGGUAGUAAUCCUAAGAGGCUUCAUGUUAUGUUCUUCCCUUUCAUGGCUCAUGGUCACAUGAUACCAACUCUAGACAUGGCUAAGCUUUUCUCAAGCAGAGGAGCUAAAUCCACAAUCCUCACCACACCUCUCAACUCCAAGAUCCUCCAAAAACACAUCGACACAUUCAAGAACCUGAACCCGAGUCUUGAAAUCGAAAUCCAAGUCUUGGACUUCCCUUGCGUGCAGCUCGGGUUACCAGAAGGAUGCGAAGACGCCGACUUCUUGACCUUAAGCAACAAAGAUGAUAGGCAGGACAUGAUCACUAAGUUCUUUUUGUCGACAAGGUUUUUCAAAGGCCAGCUUGAGAAUCUUCUCGAGACAAUGCGACCAGAUUGUCUUACCGCCGACAUGUUCUUCCCGUGGGCUACUCAAGCUGCUGAGAAGUUCAAUGUGCCAAGACUUGUGUUCCACGGCUUUGGCUACUUCCCCUUAUGCUUUGCUUACUGCAUCAAACUGCAUAAGCCACAACAGAGAGUUACUUCCAGUUGUGAGCCAUUUGUGAUCCCUCACCUCCCAGGGAGCAUAGUGAUGACUCAAGAACAAAUCAACGACUGCGACGAAGGAACCGAGAUGGGGAAGUUUAUGGUCGAGGUUAAAGAAUCAGAAGUGGAGAGCUCAGGUGUUGUUGUGAACAGCUUUUACGAGCUUGAACCUGAUUAUGCUGACUAUUACAAGAGUGUUGUAGCGAAGAGAGCGUGGCAUAUCGGUCCGCUCUCUGUUGUAAACAGAGGAUUUGGGGAGAAGGCUGAGAGAGGGAAGAAAGCGAGUGUUGUAGCCCUAUGCACCAUUAGGAAUAGCCAAAGAAAACGUAUUUUGGACAUUACUAGACAUGUCUCAUAAAAAUCAAAGUUGUAAUAGUAUUUAGACAUAAUAAAAAAACUUCAGUUUGGACCACUCAACAUGUAAUAUCCAAACGCGUAAUAAAAAAAUUCUACCCAUUUACAUCUUAGGGUUGAAAGUUCAUUGGUCG